AUGUCUCCGAUAAAGGACUUAAAUGUGAUUUACAUAGCGACCAACGAAGAUGAUACUGUCUCUCCAGGAGAUGUUAUUGUAGGCGCAGUGAUUUUUAGACUGACAAAAGACGUCAAAGUCAAGAGCGUUUCUCUGAAAAUCAAAGGAGACGCUUUCGCACAGUGGUCAGACGGCGACACAAAAUACUUUUCGCAGAGGAGAUAUUUCAAAGUGAAGAGCUAUGUAGUUGAAAAAAGUCCUAAAGGCACUGUACUUCCCCAAGGGGUCAACAGUUUAUUCUUCGCAUUUAAACUUCCAGACUGUGACAUGCCUUCAUCCUUCCAGGGGAAAAAUGGAAGAAUUUCCUACAUGUUGGAAGCAAAGAUAUCUAGGAGCUGGCAUUGGUCCUCUGAUGCACAAAAAGAGAUCAAGUUUAUGUCCAGGUCCAGUCCACACACUGUCCAAAUGAUGCAGCCGCAAUCUGGUUCAGUGAGUAAAAACAUGGGUGGUCGCUCCAAGGGACAGGUCCAGAUGUCUGCCACUAUUAACAGAGGUGUUUGUUCUCCAGGAGAAACUUUAUCUGUUGUUGCCAAAAUAUGCAACUCCUCUUCCAAGGAAAUGAGACCCAAAUUCAAACUUCAACAGAAAAUAGUGUACAGCUGCAAGAAACAUACUAAUCCCACCUCCAAGACUCUGUGCAAAAUGGUUGGGGACACUAUCAGUCCAAACUCAGAGCAAACUGUGUCCUGCAAAAUUAAGAUUCCUGGUGACAUUGCCCCCACUCUCCAUAACUGUGAUAUUAUCUCAGUUGAAUAUUAUGUCAAGGUGUAUCUGGACAUUAGUUUUGCCUUUGACCCAGAAGUGACGUUUCCACUGGUCAUCCUUCCUUCCAGACUUGCUCCCAUAUGGCCCGAUGAGACUUUAGGACAAUCUGUGGGGGAGGGUGGGGCAGCCAAGGCGACCAGUUACAAGGUACAUGUUGUACCUACAGGCUCAGGUGCUUGCCAAUACCCCACCCCCGAUCCCCCUCAGGAUGAUGACAUAAAAGGGGGCAAUUAUAACCAGUUGCCUCAAGAUGCUACUUCACUGGGGUCCUCAGCUCCAGCUUUCACAGUGGAUUCAGUGCAGCAACCAGCUAUUCUGCAGGGAGAACCAUCUCCAUUAUUUACUUCCAUUUACCAGCAUUAG
Molecule: messenger RNA, 1167 nt
Organism: Pelmatolapia mariae (spotted tilapia)
Lineage: Eukaryota; Metazoa; Chordata; Actinopteri; Cichliformes; Cichlidae
Product: arrestin domain-containing protein 3-like
Exons: 6
Coding region: 1-1167 (388 amino acids)
Biological process (GO): protein transport
Cellular component (GO): plasma membrane; cytoplasm
Source: RefSeq, a predicted model, not a curated record